Molecule: messenger RNA, 1545 nt
Organism: Aspergillus uvarum CBS 121591
Lineage: Eukaryota; Fungi; Ascomycota; Eurotiomycetes; Eurotiales; Aspergillaceae
Product: pepsin-like aspartic protease
Exons: 1
Coding region: 251-1486 (411 amino acids)
Biological process (GO): proteolysis
Cellular component (GO): fungal-type vacuole
Molecular function (GO): aspartic-type endopeptidase activity
Source: RefSeq, a predicted model, not a curated record
CUUGGCGGUUCCUGACAAGGUCUUUGUACUACAUUUAUCCUUGUCGAAAGCUGCGUGCCUAGUUUCCGGAUUGGGACCCUUGAGGAUAGAAAGUGGUCGUGGGGCCAAUUUUUAAAGAUGGAAAUAUACGAGGGUUGGCGUUCGCAGGCAGCCGUGAUGGGUGGGGGCUAUAUAUUUUGCUGGCAACCUCACCGAGUAUGAGUACUCAGCCCUUCACUCAACAGAACUUGCCUGAGUGAAUAAUCCCAAAAUGAAGCUCCUCCCUGUUGUCACGGCGAGCCAGAUCGUGAACGGAUGCGUCGCAGCUACGCUUCCUUUGACGCGACGUUGUGCGUCUGAUGUCUCUAGUCCUGGCGCCCCACUCGCUGCUCAGUACAGCAGCACUUUCGAUGUCGACGUCAUUUUUGCCAACCAGACCUUUAAGCUCCUCGUUGACACUGGCAGCAGUGACACAUAUGUCGUGAGAACUGGCUUCCAAUGCAUCAACGCGACGACCAAUCUUGAAAUUCCCGAAGCCGACUGUCUAUACAGUCCGCAGACAUACAACCAAUCCAGCACCUAUCGUCCGAUCCCCAACGAGACAUUCGGCGUCCAGUACGGCAAUGGCAUCGCCAGUGGUGUCAUGGCAUACGAGGACAUCACCUUGGCCGGAAUCACCGUCAAGGGGCAAGCCGUGGGGAUCGCUGAUCACAGCAACCCGAUGGGCGACGGGGCGAACAGCGGGGUGCUGGGUCUUGCCUACCCAUCCCUCACCUCUGCUCACCCAGGGAAUGACACCGACAAUACGACCUUCUUCUACAACCGGGCAGUCUACAGCCCCGUGUUCAACACCCUGUACGGGCGUGGUCUCGUCGAUUCUUACUUCAGUAUCGCGCUAGCCCACACUCCAUUGGAACCAAACAUCUCGACCCCGACCUUCGGAGGCUACCUUACUCUCGGCGACUUACCCCCAGUGGCUCACAGCCCGAAUUUCUCCAUCGUGCCCGUGGAGAUACUGGCCGAAAUUCCGACCGAAUUCACAUCCGGCCACCGCACCCGAUCGUACUGGGCUUUCACUGUCUCGGCCGUCACCUACGGCGAACCCAAUGCGCAGGAUCUCACCACGAACGCGACGGCGUUCCAGGCGUUCACGGAUACUGGAAACGAACUCAGCUUCCUGCCCGCGGCGGUGGUGGAGCCAAUCAAUGCUCGGUUUGCGCCGCCGGCAGUGUAUGAUGAUGCCUCGGGGGUGUAUGUGGUGGACUGUGAUGCGGAAGCGCCUACCUUCGGGGUCACAAUCGGGGAUCAGACGUUCUAUCAUGAGGGACGAGAUCUUAUCUAUCAAACGGGGGAUGGGACCUGUGUGUCGGCGCUGGCGGCGUCGGAGAGUGUGGCGUAUGAGGGCAUUGUGUUGAAUAUUCUGGGGGCGUCGUUUCUGAAGAAUGUGGUGUCGGUGUAUGAUUUUGGGAGAAAUGAGCUGCGAUUUGCGCAGAGGUUGGGAUUGUGAGACUUGCUUUGCUGGGAGGGUAGCUAACAAGUCAAGAUUUAUGAGGUGCGAUGUGGGUU